AUGCCGGUGGGGAACGCUCGCACAUUCAGUCGAAUGGAAUCCGUGCUACCAGCGCCGCCGCAGCCACCGACGCCAGCGUUCAGUCAGCGGAGCUCGAUACCCCCAAGUCGUCCGGAUACUCCACGGCCUCCUUUAGACUCGACGCCUUCAACUCCGUACGCGGCGGAUGUGCUUCAAGAUUACGUUCAACAGAGCAUAGAGCCCGCACUGCUGCCUUCAACCCAGGAGCAUAUCCGACAGAGCGUCGAGCCCGAAAUGCCGCCACCGGACUGGGCGCGUGAGUCGACGCCCGCAUAUGAAGAUCGCUCAUUCACACCAUCUCCAAUCUCGCGACGGGAUGUAGACAUCGAGAUGAGAGACGCCUCCCAGACAUUGUUGCCAGGCGACCUAGGCCGAGAGCUCUCGCUACCGCCACCGACUUCUCAGCCAGACCCAUCUAUCGGUGACCAUGCGGCCGUGUCCCCCGUGAGAUUCGUCGCUCCUCCUCCGAUCCCAGAUGCCGGGUCCGCGAUAAAGCAGCCUAAACGGGGCGAGCGGCGGAAAUCCGCCGUGCACGGCUCGAAAGUCGAGAAGCGCUCGGCAACGGGCUCAACGGCGAAACCGAAGAGUCGAAAUGUGACCAGAAAGCCGACGGCCUCGGUGGGUAAGUUGGUGGACAAGGCCAAGAAGAGAACCAAAGAAGCUGCCGCCGAGAUUGUGGAGGGAGGAGAAGGACUCGGUCAAAGCUUCGGCAAUGGGCCGCAGCUGCCUACUACGACGGCAGCAAAGCUGGGAGGCAAGGUUGCUGCUGCGGUGGAAAAGAUCGAGCGACAGGUCAAACAGCAAGACGAGGAGAAGACCUUGAAGCAGAAGGACGGAACAGCGGUACGGAGAAGUCAGCGGGCGAACAAGGGAGUUCGGACUUCAUUGGGAUAUACUUGA
Molecule: messenger RNA, 921 nt
Organism: Fonsecaea multimorphosa CBS 102226
Lineage: Eukaryota; Fungi; Ascomycota; Eurotiomycetes; Chaetothyriales; Herpotrichiellaceae
Exons: 1
Coding region: 1-921 (306 amino acids)
Source: RefSeq, a predicted model, not a curated record